AUGGGGUCCUGACGUGACCAGACCAGAGCAAAGAAUGGGAUGGAGUUGAAGAAGAAGAAAUACUAGUGUGUUCUUCUCUCUCUCUCUUCAUAUUUGCUCUGUAUUCAGCUCUUUCUCUCUCUCUCUCUGCAAAUAUUCAAUCACCAUCACCAUCGUCGUCGUCAAUUGAUUCAUUUCUUGUGAAUUUCUAACAUAAUCCCUCGCUUUCUGCAUCGGAAUCGGAUAGUGGAAACUAGAAAGGAAGAUACGAAGAUGAAGACGUCUCUCAGAAAAUUGCGAGGUUUCGCACUGAAUAAGCAGGGACCUAAAGACCGCAGAGAUCUCCGACCUCUUUCUCAAUUAGACGAGCUUGCUCAGGCAGCUCAGGACAUGCAAGAUAUGAGGGACUGCUAUGAUAGAUUACUUUCAGCGGCUGCAGCCACUACGAACAGCGCUUUUGAAUUCUCCGAGUCAUUGCGGGAGUUAGGUGAUUGUCUUCUUGAGAAAACUGCACUCAAUGAUGAUGAAGAGAGUGGCAAGGUCUUGCUUAUGCUAGGGAAAGUGCAGUAUGAAGUUCAGAGACUUAUUGAUAGCUAUCGCUCUCAUAUAUCCCACACAAUCACUGUCCCAUCAGAAUCCCUUCUUAAUGAACUUCGGAUAGUUGAGGAGAUGAAGCGGCAAUGUGAUGAAAAGAGAGAAGUAUAUGAGGAAAUCAAAGCUAAACAUAGAGAAAAAGGGAGAUCAAGAAGUGGAAGGGAAAAUUUUUCUAUGCAGCAACUGAUUAUGGCUCAUGAUGAAUAUGAUCAGGAAGCAACAUUAUUUGUAUUCCGCUUAAAAUCUCUGAAGCAAGGACAAUCUCGAAGUCUUCUAACACAGGCAGCUCGUCAUCAUGCUGCUCAGUUGUGCUUCUUCAAGAAGGCUCUUAGGUCUCUUGAGGCAGUAGAGCCAUUUGUGAAACAUGUGACUGAACAGCAGCACAUUGAUUACCACUUUGUUGGUCUUGAAGAUGAUGAUCUAGAUGAUUAUGAUGACUAUAAUGAUGAUCACGAUGAUGAUGAUGACGGUAGCUAUGAUUCAAAUGAUGAUGGAGAAUUGAGCUUUGACUAUGGCCAAAAUGAUCAGGAACAAGAUGUUUCUACAUCAAGAAAUUCUAUGGAGGUUGACCAGGUGGACCUUACUUUUCCCAAGGUGGCAAAGGUGGAAGAUCCCAAGAACAAUCUUCUUAGAUUGCAUAGACAUCCCGCUUCCUUCAAGGCUAAAAUAGGAAGCCAAUCAGCCCCACUUUUUGCUGAGAAUAAAGUAGAUCCUAGUGAAAAAUUGAGACAGCUGCGGCCAUCAUUCACACGAAAGUUCCACUCGUAUGUCCUACCCACACCAAUUGAUGCAAAAAGUGCGGUUUCUACUGGAUCAGCUAAUCCUGUGAAGCACACUACAAUAACAAAUCUAAGCGAGCGAAAACAGAAUUUGUGGCAUUCAACCCCCUUGGAACCAAAAAUGUAUGAAAAGGAUUUGCAGGCUGAGAGCAUUUAUGUACCAAAAGUUAUAAAAUUACAGUCUGUACUGAAAGAAAGCAACAACAAUAUUGCACAACAUCAGCUACCUCCUCCGUUGUUAGAUGGCCAUAUAUUUUCCCGCCAUGAUCAAGGUUCUGCUUCUGAUUCCAAAAAAAUUAAAAGGCAAGCCUUUUCUGGUCCGUUAACAAGUAAACAGUGGUCCUUGAAUCAUCCCCAGUUAUAUUCUGGACCUCUCCUACGAAAUCCAGUGCUUCAACCUUCUUCGUCACCACCUAAAGCCUCUGCAGGUGCUUCCCCUACCUUUAUGUCGUCACCUAAAAUUAGUGAGCUUCAUGAAUUACCCAGGCCUCCCGCUAGUUCCUCCUUCCAGUCAUCAAAAUCAAUGGGUUUGGUUGGUCAUUCUGCCCCUCUUGUGUCUAGAGCUCAAGUACAUUCUUCCACAAAAAUGGUGACUAAAUCUCCUCUGCCAAAACCCCCUCAAACCGUUUCUCGUAGUUUAUCCAUUCCCUCAAAUGAUUCUAGGGUUGUGGAUUUACAAGUGUCCAAACCAAUGGAUGUUCCUCAAAACUCUCUGAUCACAGAAGAUCUUGUUUCUCCACCUUUAUCACCACUUGCCUUAUCUAACAACUAGCAAUUAUCAGUUUCCAGAUCUUCAUCAAUCUGGCCAAAUCAGAGGUGAGACCAUUAUUUUGUGGCCAUGAUUUUGGUUCUAACUUAGGCAACGGAGAGUUUUGGGUGGGAAGGAUCGUUUCUCGUUAAUUAGUUUGUACAGGUGCUGCUACUGCUACUGCUGCUGAAUAUGUAAAUAUCUUUUUGUCUUCAUAAUUUAUUAAUUAAUUAUCCGACAUGAUGGACUCAUUACAUAAUUUACUUCCAUCAUUGAGGAGUUUUGUAUUCACAACACUACGAGCUAUCUAUAAUCUAUAAACAAUAAUCAUUUUAUAUUUUAAAAAAACUAAUUUUUCUUGAUGUUA
Molecule: messenger RNA, 2467 nt
Organism: Cannabis sativa
Lineage: Eukaryota; Viridiplantae; Streptophyta; Magnoliopsida; Rosales; Cannabaceae
Exons: 11
Coding region: 253-2124 (623 amino acids)
Source: RefSeq, a predicted model, not a curated record